Microstroma glucosiphilum is the source of this 3620-nucleotide messenger RNA. Its product is annotated as DUF21-domain-containing protein. The coding region runs from base 117 to 3302 and encodes 1061 amino acids. Gene Ontology annotation, biological process: magnesium ion homeostasis. Gene Ontology annotation, cellular component: intracellular membrane-bounded organelle. The transcript has 2 exons. The record is from RefSeq and is a predicted model, not a curated record. Lineage: Eukaryota; Fungi; Basidiomycota; Exobasidiomycetes; Microstromatales; Microstromataceae.
GUCGCCCCUCAGCACCACCCUCAUCUUUUCCACUUGCGUCCCCACCUUCAAACCCACACUAUUCAUACCACCCAUCCUAUUCUCUGCGCGAGGUUCAGAAGCCAUUCAUACAACGCAUGACUAGACCUCGCCAACCGGCUCCUCAAAUCACGCCCUUGUAUGCUCACCAAUCAUCCUCUCACCACCGCCACUCGCCCACUCUCGAGCAGCACCACUGCCUUUUCGCGCCAGUCAGUCAGUCCUCGGUCUACACUAGAAGCGCUUCAUCUUCCUCGUCAACGUCGCGAUCCUUGCUCUUCCCCCGUCUACCACACUUCUGGUUUCUCCUCGCCCUCGUUCUCCUCUUGAGGAGCCCCUUUAUACCUUCCGCCAGCGGCUCAGCUCUCCCAUCUGCUAGUAUUGACCAGAUCCAACGCGCCUCUGAUGCCACCUAUUCACAAGCGCCACUUUCUGAUCUUGCUCGAGAUGGCGCUGUCCACGUCCGAUCAGAAGCAGAGGAACCACACUUGAAAGCGACCUUGGUAUGGCACGAUUCCACACCACCACUUCCCUCGGACUCCUCGCCGCGACCGAACAAGCGCAAGACAGAUGCACUUGACCUUGCCGAGCAGCUCCUCUCACUUCAGCGCAGAUCCGACUCAAUACAAGACGAUCAACUCUCGCCUUCGGCCACUCUCCAGAGAUCUCUGCUCUCAAGAAGACAGAAUAAUCCUGCCGCCUCGUCUGCUGCAAAUACAUGCGCAUGCAAUACCGACGAACCUCUCUCAUCGGGCGCGAAAGCCGGCUACGCCAUUGUCGUACCUAUCCUCGUGAUUCUCUCCGGUAUAUUCGCUGGUCUGACGCUGGGGUACAUGUCUCUCGAUGAGACCCAGCUUCACGUCCUAGCUACGACAGGCUCUGAGAAGCAAAAAGCGUACGCUAAGAAGAUCAUACCUAUCCGCAAGGACGGACAUCUUCUGUUGACCACGCUCCUGAUCGCUAACAUGAUCACAAAUGAAACGCUACCGAUCGUGUCCGACCCGCUCUUUCCCAGUCCCGUACUGGCAGUCGUAGUGUCAACCAUACUCGUCAUCAUCUUUGCCGAACUGGUGCCACAGAGUGUCUGCUCCCGUUAUGGACUUGAGAUAGGCGCGUACAUGGCUGUGCCUACUCGCUGCAUCAUUCUUGUACUGUGGCCGAUAGGCUACCCGGUUUCUCGGAUACUGCACUGGACGCUUGGCCCUCAUCACGGCAUCGUGUACCGUCGAGCCGAGCUGAAGGAGCUGGUGACCAUGCACGCGCUGUCGGGCGGUCGCGGUGGGGAUCUGAACGGAGACACAGUGAUGAUGGUUGGAGGUGCUCUGGAUCUCCAAGAAAAGGUUGCGCAGCAGGCGAUGACUUCUAUCGACAACGUUUUUAUGCUUCCCUAUGAAGCGCAGCUCGAUUAUGCCACUCUUGAGCGCGUGGUUCAGUCUGGUCACUCAAGGAUUCCGAUCUAUCAGGAAGUUGAUGUGUCACUCAACGCUCCCGCCCGCAGUGGUAGCGGUACUCCUAGCAAAAGAAUGAUGCCUGCUUUUCUGAGCUCGCUGGGGAGAAAGCCGACAGCCAGCAGUACGAGACGUUUCAAUUCUGGCGAUGAUGACGAGACCAUCAGCUCUUCCGAGAGGAAUGAGCAGGGGGUGCCGCUGUCCGAAAAGGAGGGAAAGGAAAGCUCUGCUCACACCGCGGCGCACGGGAACAUCUCCGUGAAACGCAAGAAGAUCAUUGGUACUCUCCUCGUCAAGUCUUGUGUUCUACUCGAUCCAGAAGAUGCCAUACCUGUCAGCGAGAUGACAAUCAACGCACUGCCUUCAGUACCUCACGACGAACCCCUCCUGAAUGUUCUGAACGCUUUUCAGGACGGGCGAUCACACAUGGCCAUCGUUACUUCUGCAUCUCGUUUGGGGGACUCGCUAGCGCCGUCAAAGCUGCCUGGAAAUUCUUCUUUCGCCCGUCGCGGCACAAAUCUUCGCGAAAUCGACGAAGAGUGCAUUGGGGAUGAUUCAUUCAACAACGGUGCCCGAAAUAGCUCUUCGUCUUCCACAUCCUCUAGCACAGGCGGUGAUUACCGCCACAAAUUCCGAGGCUUUUUCAAACGGCGGGGCGCACAGGAUGAUAUCGAACUUGCACAUCGGGCACAGUCCAAUACAAUGCUUGCGGAGAACACGGUGAGCAACGACAAAGCAAGCGGCGUCAUGCCAGACAUCAUUGGCGUCAUCACGUUGGAAGACGUUUUGGAAGAGCUGAUCGGGGAGGAGAUCUACGAUGAGUACGACCCUCGAGAGGAAGGUGAGCAGGGGUGGAACAAAAUUACACCGCCCUCAUCACCAGAAGAAGUCGCGGGCGCCAAGAGGCUACUGGCGACAGCCAGUGGUGGACCAGCAGCCGAGCCGCAGGCCAGCGUGACCGUCAAAGCAAGUGAAAGUGCUACCACCAACCUGGGUACUGCGCAAGCGCCUGCGCAAAGAGAGCUUUCAGACGCAGUCACAGCCGCGCCGCGUACGCUCCUGGGGCGCCUGGGACUGCUUCCGGGUCAGCAGAGGGCCAACAGUAUGACUGCACCGCAGAAGACCGCAGGAGACGCUAUGGUAUCUCCUUCUGCAAUGACCGCAGGCGCUCUGCAAUCUAGUCCCGAUGCCUUGAACGUGGACCCCUCAACUGGCAAGUCUCAGCUCCACGCCGAGCCUUCACCCGACAACCGUGCCCAGAUGGGUGACGACUAUUUCAAUGUCAGAGCACUCAGCCCGCCUUCCACUGCGGCAUUGCAAGACACUCCACGGGAGGCAUCUGCCAGGAGUGCCCCUAAUACUGCUCAGGGAUCAGCAAAAGGUGUCGCACUCUCGUCAAUUGGCGCCAGCACCGCUCGUCCGUCAUCGUCGCCGCCUGUUCCUCUUUCGACAACUAGAGAUGGUCGGGAUGGUCAGAAGCAGCCUGCUGCAGGUCGCGCAAUCAUUGUGCGUACUCAAUUGCCGGGCGGGAGCACCCAAACCGGUAUUAUCGGGGAAAACCUCUUGCUGCGUGGAAGGGGUCUUUCACGAGGUGGAGGCUCGGCAUCCGCUGCAGGAGGAGGCAAUGGUAGCAGCAGUGGCGGUCUGCUCGUCAAUGCAGCUGCUCUGAAUGCUGAUAGUACUUCGAGGAGCUCGACGCCGAAACCUAGUCGGUUCAAGAGCACCCCUGUCCAGGUUCCAGUAGCCAAUGCUAGUACAGCUGUCGGCUCUGCAGGCUCUCUCGCCACGAACAGUGUUCAUAGGCAGGAAGUAGUGGGCGAAGAUUGCACAGACUGAGAGAUGGACACAGCAGUCAGAGGGGAGCAAAAAGUGUGAAGGUACAUUACGAUCAGAGCCGUGGGAGGAGCUCGUCUCUGUAGAUCAAUUUGGUUCAGCUAUGCAUCAUUCCCUCAACCUUGUACAUCUGUCUUUGUGAAGUCAGAACAUGUGCCUUCGACCCGUGCCACAGAAGGGAAGCAGUCGCUGUUUGCAUUCCUAUCGUCGUUCGCUUUUUCAGUCAAAGAUAGAACCGCAGCGAUGGGAUGCCCAGAGACAGAGAAUGUGUAUGAAAGAAGAGAAGUCUUAUUGAAGUCAAGAGAAUAGGGAACACUUAUC